GGUCUAUCGACUUGAACACAUGUUAGUUAAUUUUCAAAUAUGGAACCUUUAUUUCUAAUUCGUUUUCUCCUCGACUUGAAGUUUAACAGACACAACAUAUAUCAUGUAUUGCAACAUGACUGUCGUUAAAUAUUCGUGACGUUGGCAAAUAUUUACAAUGGCAAAAUUACGAAAUUGUUUGUUGUGUUUGGCUUGUGACGAUGAAGUGAUUGCAUCUGUGUUUUGUAAGCAGUGUAAACAAUAUUACUGUACAGAGUGCAAGGAAGAUCAUUUCGUAAUUCCUGAAUUACAAAACCACAAUCUCGUUUCUGUCGAGGAAGGGGUUUCGUUAGAAAUACAUAUCAACUGUGAAUUAUGUAUAAAACGGGAAAAGACUAUAGAUGCGUUGAAAAGAUGUGUUGACUGUGGGUUACUGUUAUGCCAUCGAUGCUCCCGCAGGCAUUGUGUCAAUACAAAAACGCAAACCCAUACACAGGUUGAUUUAUCAGCACGUCCAGGCGAUGAUGUAGGAAAUAGCAGAUCGAAUAGUGAGUGUGCAUCAUACAGUGAAUUGUUAGAGACCAAUUAUCAAGCUCAUGAGGUCAGUUGCAGUGGUAUGAACGUUGAAACUGCGUAUUACAUUCGCUUCGUUCUUCUCCUUAUCAAAGGUGGAACGCGUGUUCUUAGAAACUUAAUGGUCAUGUGUUUAGAGAAAAAGAAAAUAACCCUUGAACAUUUUCUCAGGUCCUAUCAAAAUUCAAUUCAAGCAUCACAAUACGUCAAACGAGAGCAGAUGGAAGUUUUGUAUCCAGAGUCACCGAAGACUUCAGACAUAAGGGAAUGGGAUAUACAACUCCUAUGUUUCAUUUUAAUAGAGUAUUUUAAGCAAGAAUUGAAUACUCCGGAGCAGCUUGCUGUCAAGAAAAUAAGAGAAAUGCGGAAUGAUUUCUACGCACAUUACGCUAAAGCUUGUAUUGACAGAAAUACGUAUUAUUCGCUAUGGAGUGAACUUUCAUUGAUAAUGACAACAAUGGGCGCAAAGAUGCCGAAGUCUGAAAAAGAAAAGAACGACAAUCUGAUAAGUAAACUAUGCAGUGCAAAGCUGGACAUUAAUUCUGCAACUAUGGAAAUAAGGAAACUGAACAAUUCAGACGACUUUAUUAAUAACAUAAAACAAUGUCUCAACAAUGUUCUUGGCACGAAUCUGCAUAUUAUCAAACAGGAUUUAACUGAAAUAAAAGACGCCUUGAAAACUUUGAUAGUUUCAAGAAAGGAAGAAACAAGUGAGCAAAAGCAUGCAAAAAUUGUGAACACGGUGUAUGGAGCUGUUCAUGUCUAUGCCAGGACACAGAACAUUGUUGAAAAAGCUGAAGCUCAGCUCCUUGCAGCAUCAAAUCAAAGCACCGACGGAACUGAAGUAACAGCAAACAAAGAGCUUACUGAAAAUUUCAACAAACUCAAAGAAGACAUUGAAGAAACUGGGGUGAAUUUAACCAGAGGAGAUCGGGGCUCUAUAAUAUUGACAUUUGAAAGUCAUUCUGCCCAUGCUUUAUUAAAACUUAUAGAGUUUUUUGAAAGUACGCGCCUGAAAACCCACCUGCAAGAUUUAUCCCAAAACCUGCAAAACAUAUUGGGAGAAAAGAUUAAUCUAACUGCAUACAUUCUUCGUGACUCGCUGUUUGAAGCAUUAAGGCAGAUGAAAUGCCAAACGCACGAAGGAACUGUUUGGUUCAAUAUGAAAUGUACAGGAAUCGAAGGUCUUCAGCAUGCUUUGACAAUGUUUGAAGAAGGGGGAGCCUCAAAAUAUUUAAACAAGAUGUCAGAGAUUCUUACACACAGCAUUGGUGAAACUAUCACUUUAGAAAAAACCAUUGAUAUUGAACAUUUACAACGUGUCAUAUUCAUCACAACGGAACAACUUGCAUUGCCAAAUCGCAGUAGAUUCAUAGUAGACAGUGCUGAAAAUGGCGAAAUCACCAAAAGAGCUAAAAUAGCAAGUCAGAAUGUAAAUGAUGAUGACGAAAAGAGUGCCACUCGGGAUAAAUUAGAGACAUAUGUUGCAAACAGAUCGAAAUCAUAUCCAGAAACAGGAAAAGAUUAUAACGUUUAUUUGGAAAAGAUUGAAAAUGAUCGGCCAGGUAAACCAGAAGCGUUAGAGAUCUCCAGUGACAAGGUCCUAAAAUUAGUUUUGCGACGUUUAAGAUGGCGGUAAAUUCGAUCUUGACUGCAAGAAAAAUCCUUUUGUCUUUCUUUUCUUUUGUAAAGAGCAGAGGAAAGAUGUUGAUCUAAUACAUUUGUCAUUCAUAAGAUAUACAGCAUCAUUAAUUCUAUUCUAAGUUUCUUAAUAAAUU
This is a messenger RNA of Ruditapes philippinarum (Manila clam), 2330 nucleotides long. RefSeq lists its product as uncharacterized. The transcript has 12 exons. Gene Ontology annotation, molecular function: zinc ion binding. The coding region runs from base 158 to 2191 and encodes 677 amino acids. NCBI's taxonomy places the organism in Eukaryota, Metazoa, Mollusca, Bivalvia, Venerida, Veneridae. The record is from RefSeq and is a predicted model, not a curated record.